This is a messenger RNA of Colius striatus (speckled mousebird), 1086 nucleotides long. It is a transcript of the gene GPR52, whose product is annotated as G protein-coupled receptor 52. Gene Ontology annotation, molecular function: G protein-coupled receptor activity. Gene Ontology annotation, biological process: G protein-coupled receptor signaling pathway. Lineage: Eukaryota; Metazoa; Chordata; Aves; Coliiformes; Coliidae. The coding region runs from base 1 to 1086 and encodes 361 amino acids. Gene Ontology annotation, cellular component: membrane. The record is from RefSeq and is a predicted model, not a curated record. The transcript has a single exon.
AUGAACCAGUCCCGAUGGAUUGAAUGGAGGACUCUGAAUAUGAGCAGUAGUGUUAUGAACAUAUCUGAGCAUCUGUCCUGCCCUCUUGGAUUUGGUCACUACAAUGCAGUUGACAUCUGUAUCCUUGAGACAGUUGUUAUUGUCUUGCUAACGUUUUUAAUUAUUGCGGGUAACUUAACUGUGAUAUUUGUUUUUCACUGUGCUCCACUUCUGCAUCAUUAUACCACCAGCUAUUUUAUUCAGACUAUGGCCUAUGCUGAUCUCUUUGUUGGAGUUAGCUGCUUGGUUCCUACUUUGUCACUGCUCCACUACUCGACAGGUGUCCACGAGUCCUUGACUUGUCAAGUUUUUGGAUAUAUCAUCUCUGUGCUAAAAAGCGUAUCUAUGGCAUGUCUUGCUUGCAUCAGUGUGGAUCGCUAUCUCGCUAUAACAAAGCCUCUCUCCUAUAACCAACUGGUCACACCUUGUCGUUUGAGAAUCUGCAUCAUUUUGAUCUGGAUAUACUCUUGUCUGAUCUUCUUGCCUUCCUUUUUUGGUUGGGGAAAACCUGGUUACCAUGGAGAUAUUUUUGAAUGGUGUGCUACCUCCUGGCUAACUAAUGCCUAUUUUACUGGCUUUAUCGUGUGCUUACUAUACGCUCCCGCUGCCUUUGUCAUAUGUUUCACCUAUUUCCACAUCUUCAAAAUUUGCCGGCAGCACACCAAAGAGAUAAAUGACCGGAGAGCUCGAUUUCCUAGCCACGAAGUGGAUGCUGCUGGGGAGACUGGGCACAGCCCCGAUCGCCGCUAUGCCAUGGUUUUGUUUCGGAUAACCAGUGUGUUCUACGUGCUGUGGCUCCCCUAUAUCAUGUACUUUCUGCUGGAGAGCUCUAGGGUGUUGGAGAACCCAGCGCUUUCCUUCUUAACAACAUGGCUUGCUAUAAGCAAUAGUUUCUGCAACUGUGUGAUAUAUAGCCUCUCCAACAGCGUUUUCAGGCUGGGACUGCGGAGACUGUCAGAGACAAUAUGUUCAUCUUGUAUGUGUUUAAAAGACAGGGAUGUGCGGGACCCUAAACCAAGAAAACGGGCUAAUUCCUGCUCCAUUUAA